Molecule: messenger RNA, 2079 nt
Organism: Diabrotica virgifera virgifera (western corn rootworm)
Lineage: Eukaryota; Metazoa; Arthropoda; Insecta; Coleoptera; Chrysomelidae
Product: zinc finger protein 675-like
Exons: 2
Coding region: 153-1253 (366 amino acids)
Biological process (GO): negative regulation of transcription by RNA polymerase II; regulation of cytokine production; regulation of immune system process
Source: RefSeq, a predicted model, not a curated record
GAUAAGGAAAAAAGAGUCUCUUUCCUUGUCUAAGGUUACAGUUUUAUGAGGUUUUAGUUUUAUUUACUUUUUUCUAUUUUACUUUACUGCGAUAAUCUCAUAUGAUUUUGUAAACAUUUUGUACAUACAUAUAUAAAAUCUAGAUUAAUCAGAUGGAAGUAAAACAAGAAGUUAGUCAGACAACUUGUAAAACAGAAAUAGAUAAUAAUGAGGUUGUUAAUGUUCCUCUGCAUACCUUUAAAAUUGAGAUCAAGGAAGAACCAGAGGAACCUAAGGAGGAAAGUACAGAUGAUAAUUUUGAUUAUUUGAACUUAAAAGAAUAUGGUAUAAAAACUGAAACGGAACAAGAUGAAGAUAAUGCUACAUUCUUAAAUGAAGAAGGAUUCUUAUGUGAAGAUAUACAAACUGAUGUAAAUAACGAAUUACAAAGAGACCAUGUUACAAAUAAUUUAGUGGACGGAACGCACAGUGGACAAAAACCUUUUGAGUGUGAAGUUUGCAGCAAGAAGUUUUCAACAAGGUCACGUUUAAAACCGCAUAUGAAAAUUCAUUCUGGAGAAAAAGAAGAUACUUGUGACAUUUGUUCCAAAUCUUUUAUAAGAAAAAGGGGAUUAAAAGUACAUAUGAGAGUGCAUACUGGAGAAAAACCAUACAAGUGUGAAAUGUGUUUUAAGCGGUUUACUGGGCAAACCAGUUUGAAAAACCAUCUGAGAGCACACAUCGGGGAAAAACCUUAUAAGUGUGAAAUUUGUUAUAAGCAGUUUGCUACAGCAAAAGGUUUGAAGUACCAUCUGACAACACACGCUAGAGAAAAAUCACACACUAGAGAAAAAUCUCACAAGUGUGAAAUUUGUUUAAAACAAUUUACUACAUCAACUUAUUUAAAAUCACAUUUGCUAACACACAGUGAAGAAAAACCCUACCAGUGUGAAAUUUGUUUUAAGCGAUUUAUUCAAGCGAGCAAUUUGAAAACUCAUUUGAGAUUGCACACUGGGGAGAAAUCUUUCAAGUGUGAUAUUUGUUUUAAGCAGUUUAGUAGAGCACAUGGUUUGAAAUACCAUAUGAAUAUACACACUGAAGAAAAACCGUACAAGUGUGAAAUUUGUGUUAAGUCGUUUAGUGUAGCACAUCAUUUGAAAAAUCAUAUAAGAAUACAUACUGGAGAAAAGCCAUACAAUUGUGAAAUUUGUUAUAAGCAGUUUACUUCAGUACAGAGUUUGAAGUACCAUCUGAGAAGACACGCUAGAGGAUAAUCUUCUUAUAUGUGUGUGUGUGUGUGAAAAAAUGGCUUGGAUGCGAGUCCGUUAGCCACAGAUUUUUAUUUUAUUUUUACCUCAAUUUAUUAGUUUUGUUAUAUUUAUACGUAUUUCACUUAAAUGAUUAUAUUUGUUUCUUUCAAGUAGUUUAUGAGUAAUUUAAAUAUUUCCAUUUUAUGACAACUUAGUAGAUAUUCUAUACUAAUUGGAAAAUGAACUUGUGUUUGUCGUAAAUUGUAAUAUAAUUGAUUUAUGUCUCGUUAAUUUUGCAUUCCAAGAAAAUAUGGUUUAAAUCUCUAAUCGAAACAUUAUCACAAAAACAUACUGAUGAAUUAAUUAUUCCUAAUUUGUGCAGAUGUGCCUCAUAUUUCCCGUGUCGAGUUUUUAAUCUGACGAUAGUAGAAAUAUCUUGCUUUGGCAGGUUAUAUUUAAAUAUGUAUUCAGGUGGCGGAGGAAGUUCUUGAUGUAAAGAAAAAUAUAAAUUUUUUGACAUGCUUGUAAUAUUUUUCCAUAUUUUAUUUAUUCUAACUUUGACGUCAUUUAUUGCAUCUGUCGAUAAGAUGUGAGUUAGUAUCUCACCUUUUUUUAUUGCAUCUUUGGCCAACUCAUCCACUUUCUCAUUACCCAGUAUACCGGCAUGCCCUUUUGCCCAUAUAAAUACUACUUCCACUUCUUAUACUUGUUGUAGAUAUGUAGAACUAAGUUUCAUCUCUUUUUAUUUCAAAACGUGUUGUUUUCCACAUUUUGCCGGUUAUUAGCGCUCUCAUCACUGUAUAAUUAUUUUUUCUUUUGUGAGAAAAAUAUAUACAAACUUUAAAUCCAA